AGGAAUUGUAUAGAAAUAUUGUUAAAAUAUUUUGCACGUUAGUAUUUUAUGUAUUGUAGAAGUAUAAAGCAAGUUAUUGCACAUAAAUUUUAUCAAUAAAAUCUUAUAUGAAGCCCCAAAGGACCCAUAUUGCGAACCAUCGAGCUAAACGCAUGAACGAGCCACCAAGUAAAACCGCUUGGCGAUCACUCGACCUGCGCCAAAUAACAGCCAAAACAACCUGAGAUCACGUGGAGUUAAACAAAUCUAAUUUCCGUGGAAGGCCGUAAGCGGCCUCCAGUGUGGCAUUAACCACAAUGGUAAAUGGCGCUUUAAGUGGUUCGUCUUUUGCAGCGAUGUCAGCAUGUUUGGAAGACGGUCGGAAUGUAUCGGGUUAUCACCACAAGAAGACAUGGUCCAUGUUGUAUGCCGAAAGACUGAAGAAUCUAGGAAGGUUCUCGCUGUAUCUUAAUGUCGACAGGAUCCAAAAUGAAACGGGCUACAGCAACAUUAGAGUCCAAGUAGAUUCUGGGUCAGUCAGCAUCACCACUGGACAAGGACGUGGCCGAGAAUGGACUUGGAAGCUGGGCAUUCCAGAGGUUCAGUUUCAUCCUGCUUCUUGUCGAGGUCUUCGCUGUUCCCGCCAUGGAGAGUUGCAGUGUACCCUGCAGACCUCUUUACCCAACCUGCUGAUGUCUCCAGCACCUCCCACCACUUCCAGCCAACUGUCUUCCCAUCUGGUGGCUUCCCUUUCCAAGGGAACAGACAGCUGUAGAUGUCGUAUUUGUGGUAAUGUUAUUCUACCAGCCGAAAGAAAAUUCCGAAGAGUUCUUCCCCUACCAUCAGAAGCCUGGAUGGAAAUGUCUGGCAACCAUUUCUGUCAUCAACAUGAAACGAGUGGUUCUUCAAAGAAGUCUAAAACCAGUUCAGUUUCUAGUACCAGUUUGUCACCCAAACCUGGUGAUUGUCUGGUCAGUGAUUUGUACUUUCUAGUGAAUUCUACUGAUCUCAGCCCUACGUCUCUCAUCAAAAAGAUGGACUCCACUCAGUUGGUGUGCAGAAGAUGUCGAACAGAGCUUGGUACUUGCUUACCAUCCUGUGGAGAUGCCUCUCAAGAUAACGAGCCUGGCAGAUUUGUUUGCAAGAUUUAUUCCUACACCAUCAACAUGACGAAUCUAAUCAACUCUGUAACUGAACCUCUCACUGGUAUAAACAGGUGGACCUUUACGGAAGAGUCUUAUUUGGCCAGUUAUCUCUUAGAACAGAGUCGAAUCUACACCAGUUUCAAAUUCAUCAUUGAAUCUUCAAAAUCCGACAACCAGCCAGCCAUCACCUGCUUGGUUUGGUUGUUAGAUACCAUUCAAGUGUAUGAACUCAACGAUAUUCCAACUGCUGCUGAACAUAAGCAUGUCCACGAACUGUCCUUGGAACCAGAAGUACGACAGAAAAUUCUUUAUCAGGCUGAAAUAAAGGGUGUUCCUAAGUCUUCCAAUAAAGAGAGGAAAAUUGCUGAAGAAGUUCUGAAACUCUGGAAGUCAGAUGUUUCUGUUCAUAUGCUGACCCUUUCACCUCAACUGACCACAACGUUGCUACGCUAUUUAAUUUGCAGCACCAAUUCUUUGCCAUUCUCCUGUCGAAGGAUUAAUGAAUUUCAUGUUGGUUUCUUACGUCCACCCUAAAAUCCAAAGAUGUUCAGUUCUAUUGACUGUUUACAAAUGUCUGUGUUAUUGAAUUUUUAUUGAAGACACUGAGCUGGUUGAAUUGUUAGCAUGACAGACAAACUGCUAAACACAAGUGUUUGCACAUGCAUGCGUGUGCACACACAUACACGUUAGCCUCACACAUACAUCCAUACACAUAACAAUAAUAUACACAUCCAUACACAUGCACACACAUAAUAUCAUCAUCAUCACCAUCGUCGUUUAACGUCCGCUUUCCAUGCUGGCAUGGGUUGGACGGUUUGACUGAGGACUUGCGAGCCAGAAGGCUGCACCAGGCUCGAAUCUCAAUCUGAUCUGGCAAAGUUUCUACAGCUAGAUGCCCUUCCUAACGCCAACCACUCCAAGAUUGUAGUGGAUGCUUUUACGUGCCACUGGCACGAGGGCCAGUCAAGCGCUACUGGCAACAACCAUGCUCAAAAGGUGUUUUCUAUGUGCUACUAGCACAGGAGCCAAUCUGGCAGCACUGGCAAUGACCACGCUCGAAUGUUGUUUUUUCACAUACCACCAGCACAUGUGCCAGUUAGGCGACGCUGGCAACGAUCGCGUUCGAAUGGUGCUUUUUGCGUGCAACCGGCAGGGGAGCCAAUCAGCAAAAUGUAAUAUCACCCCACAUAACACAUACACUAGGAUACUUGUACACUUGCACAUAUAUGCACACACACAUACAUACCAGUACAUGUAACACACAGCACUCCACAUAAUGUAUGCACUGGGUCACUUAUUCACAUACACACACACACAGGUCCACUAUUUUUCAGCUUGCCCUCCCAUACAUACACGUUCACCUCCAUUCAUACAUACGCAAUCACACACAAAAACACGAGCAAAUUCAUUUGACUGGGUUGCCAUCAUUAUCUUCCUUCCAUUCAGCCUCUUCUGGUUAUUUCAUCCUGUUGAACUGUUAAACCCUACACAUUUUUUUUUUCAUUCUCUCUCCUUUAUUUUUCAUAUUCCUUUCUGUUGAAGAGCAUAUGCUCAAAACGUAAAAGACUUUUCCAUUCUUCUUGAGUGUUAACUAAUACACCUGCAUCUGGUUCCUACACCUAAAUUUGAACUAAUAUAUAUACACACACAUAUACACACACACCAGAGUAAGCACAUAGAUGUGAAACAAGGUGAAAAAAAUAGUACUCAAAUACCAGAGGUAGAGUAAUAUACUUUCUGUUCCAUUCUAAACAAAACUGUCUGAUGAACGGGAACAUGAAACUCUGAGUAACAGUUUUUGUGAUGUUUCUGCUGCUUUUCAAUAAAGUAUAUACAUAUAUUCAUAUACAAACCUAAAGGUGUAUCUUUUUAACCCAAUCUGAAGAGGUUCUUCCCCGCCCAUUAUUUUAGUCAUAUUUAUUUAUUCUUUAUUGGGCUUAAUUGAAACAGCUGUAAGGGUCUAUAUUUCAUUUUUGCUGAUAAUAAAUCUUUAUUAAAUGCUA
This is a messenger RNA of Octopus bimaculoides (California two-spot octopus), 3127 nucleotides long. RefSeq names its product E3 ubiquitin-protein ligase E3D. Gene Ontology annotation, cellular component: ubiquitin ligase complex; cytosol; nucleus. Gene Ontology annotation, molecular function: ubiquitin protein ligase activity; cyclin binding; ubiquitin conjugating enzyme binding. NCBI's taxonomy places the organism in Eukaryota, Metazoa, Mollusca, Cephalopoda, Octopoda, Octopodidae. Gene Ontology annotation, biological process: protein polyubiquitination; protein autoubiquitination; protein monoubiquitination. The record is from RefSeq and is a predicted model, not a curated record.